This is a messenger RNA of Punica granatum (pomegranate), 2109 nucleotides long. The record is from RefSeq and is a predicted model, not a curated record. Lineage: Eukaryota; Viridiplantae; Streptophyta; Magnoliopsida; Myrtales; Lythraceae.
UCAUUCACCCCUCCCUCAGACACAACGUGUCAGAUCUCUUCCGCUUCUCCCCCCACCCUUCGCUUCCCCUUCCCUCCCCACCUCCCUCUCUCUCUCUCUCUCUAAAAAGUUUCCAUUUUUUCCGUUUCUCGCAGUUGAAGGAGAAAAAGAGGAAAGGAAAAAAAAAUAAAAAAUAAAACAACGCCGAGAGUAGGAGGAAAAAAAGAAAAAAAACAGGGCAGCAAGAAUGUCGGGGGAGCCAAAAGACCCGGCGAUCAAGCUCUUCGGGAAGACGAUUCCGUUGCCUGAAAUCCCUCCCGAAGCAGCUCCCGUUGACAGCAAUCUGACCCACGAGACGGGUCCUCCGCCCGAGGAGGACUGUGUGAGGGCGGAUAAAGAGGAGAAGGAAGACAGUAAGGAAACGUCAAAGGGAAAUCCAACUACGAGUACACAGGAAGAUGAAACUCUACGUCCCAUUGGGGAAGAUUCCACUGAUCCAGAUGCGGCUUCGGGGAUAAGCGAAAACAAUAAGACAACAUCAGUAGACAAGGAAAGUGCCACUCAAAAGCCUUCAAAAUCCGACGAGGAACAGAGCGAGACGAGUAAUACCCAAGAGAAGCCCUUGAAGAAGCCUGACAAGAUCCUACCUUGUCCCCGUUGCAACAGCAUGGACACAAAGUUCUGCUACUACAACAACUACAAUGUUAAUCAGCCCCGGCACUUCUGCAAGAACUGUCAGAGGUACUGGACAGCUGGUGGGACCAUGAGGAACGUUCCGGUAGGGGCUGGCCGCCGUAAGAACAAGAGCUCGGCCUCUCACUAUCACCGCCACAUAACAGUCUCAGAAGCCCUCCAGAAUGUUGUCCCGAACGGAGUCCACCCUGUGAAGCCUAAUGGAACCGUUCUUGCCUUUGGCUCAUCAGACACACCUUUGUGUGAGUCCAUGGCCUCAGUUCUGAACCUGGCUGACAAGACUAUGCGGGUCAACCCUAGGAAUGGGUUUCACAAGCCCGAUGGUGUAAUUAUGCCAGGCGCAUGCAGUGAGAACCGGCUCGAUCCACUAAACGGAUCUUCAGCCAUGGGCCCCAACUCCAAGGAUGCAGAGGGGAAAGAUGGAACGGUGCCAGGAUUUGCCACUCAGAUACCUUGUUAUCCGGGGGCUCCAUGGCCAUAUCCGUGGAACUCAGGCCAAUGGGGCCCAACACUCCCCCCACCGCCCCCAUAUUGCCCACCAGGAUUUGCCGUGCCUUUCUUCCCAGCAGCAGCAGCCUACUGGGGUUGCAGUGUGCCGGGUGCUUGGAAUUUCCCUUGGGUCCCAGGUCCAUCCUCUCCAGUCACCAAUAGCACAGGCUCAGGCCCGAAUUCUCCAACCCUGGGGAAGCACUCGAGAGACGAGCAGAAUGUGCUGAAACAAAGCGGCGGGGGAGGAGAGGAUGAUGAGCCAACCAAAGAGGCAAGUGCUGAGAAAUGCCUUUGGAUCCCGAAGACACUGAGGAUUGAUGACCCGGGAGAAGCUGCUAAGAGCUCUAUAUGGGCAACUCUCGGGAUUAAAAAUGAUAAGGCUGAGCCUGUCAGCGGGGGAGGCCUCUUCAAAGCGUUCCAGUCGAAGAGUGAAGAGAGAAAUCACAGUUCUGAAGCUUCUCCACUCUUACAAGCGAAUCCUGCAGCAUUGUCUCGGUCGGUAAACUUCCACGAGAGCUCAUAAUCUCCAAAGAUACCCAGGACUCGAGUAAAGAUUGUUAGGAGGCUUGGAUCUCAAUUGCAAGGGGAAAAGUAAUGCAGAUCUAGCAGCUUCUUUCUGAAGAUCAUUGCUGACCAAAGGAACAGCUAGACAGAAUUGAAGACUCUCCCCUGCUCCCGGAACUUCCCUGUCUAGAAAGGACCACCCGCAUAGUUCUACAGAUGUAGCAAACCUGAUCUUCCUUCCCCUCGUGUCUCACUAGUAGUUGCUAGAAGCAGCAGCAGUCGUGCUUUUUGUAAUUUCCUAGUAUAUUGGUUUGGUCAGUUGAAUGUACAUAUUCUGUAUAAGAAAAUAUAGUUGAGAGCUGAAACGAGGGAGUCCCUGUACGAAAAUAAGGUUGAAACGUGAUGUUUAUCAAAUUAAAGUCCUUUUCUUACAGGUUCCGCACA